CUUGGGAAGACCGCGCCAAAGCUCAGACAGCGGCCACUCUUCGGGAUAAUAACAUACCGUGGUGGCCAUUUAAACGCGCUCUACUGUAGCUACGGUCACGAUACUCGUCGCAGUAUUUGGCUUAUUUUUUUCUUGGUGAAGAGGACCUUUUUCUCUGAAUCACCUGCAUUGAGACACAGGAGUGAGAUUUGAUGCCGGUUUUCGGGAAGCGGUGUGCGACUUCGCGGUCGUGACACGACUCUGACGGGCGCGGUGCGGCGGAGUUGGCGCACUGCUGGACUGGAUAUAUUAUUCCCUCGUAACCAAGACGGUCCUUACCACUAUUUAUACAGCGUUUAACUUCACCGCUUUUCUUUCUGCAUUGCUUCUUGUGACUCUUAAACGGUUGAAUAAGGGAUCGCUUUCACCGGCUUUUCAGCUCGAAUAUGUUGCUGUCAAAGUUUGGCUCUUUUUCGCACAUUUGCAAUCCCUCAAGUAUGGACCAUCUACCAGUGAAGAUACAACUCCAGCCAGUCAAAGUGGACAAGGAGCCAUUCGAAAAGGUUUACCAAGUGGGAUCUGUGCUUGGCAGCGGAGGAUUCGGAACAGUGUACGCCGGCAACCGGAUCUCCGAUGGCGCACCGGUUGCUGUGAAACAUGUUGCAAAGGAAAGGGUGACAGAGUGGGGCACAAUUAAUGGGGCUAUGGUGCCGUUGGAGAUACUGCUGCUGAAGAAGGUCAGCUCCUCUUUUCGCGGAGUUAUCAAAUUGCUGGACUAUUACGAGCGGGCGGACGGUUGGUUGAUAGUCAUGGAGAAGCCGGAGCUUGUCAAGGACUUAUUCGACUUUAUCACCGAGAAGGGCGCUUUGGACGAGGAUACGGCACGGGGCUUUUUCUGUCAGGUUUUGGAGGCGGUCAGACACUGCUACAGCUGCGGUGUAGUACACAGAGACAUCAAAGAUGAAAACCUGCUGGUGGAUCUACGCACAGGGGAGCUCAAGCUUAUUGAUUUUGGCUCAGGGGCGAUUCUCAAGGACACAGUCUACACUGAUUUCGAUGGAACGAGAGUCUACAGCCCACCAGAGUGGAUUCGCUUCCACAGAUAUCAUGGUCGCUCGGCGACAGUGUGGUCGCUAGGUGUGCUGCUGUAUGACAUGGUGUGUGGAGACAUCCCCUUUGAGCAGGAUGAGGAGAUCCUCAGAGGAAGGCUGUAUUUCAGACGAAGGGUUUCAGCUGAGUGCCAGCAGCUGAUCAAAUGGUGCCUGGCUCUUCGGCCAUCAGACCGCCCCACCCUGGAGCAGAUUUGUGACCACCCCUGGAUGAGGGUGACAGCAGAGUCACCUAAGUCACCAGAGGAGCCUGUGGCCGGGGACAUCCGCCUCAGGACCAUCAACACAGACUCUUCAUCAAGCACAAGCUCAAGCAAGGAGAGUCUCUGAGUGUGGCUCUGAUGGACUGAAAAGACUUUCUGGGGAAAGAAGGGGUGGGGACAGAAGGGGGUUAUAUGGACUAAAGGCCAGCAGCCCAACUGGUCUAUCAGUGGCCAGGCACUUGACUCAGCUGGCCCAGCAGGUGAAAUGUACUUUAAUUUUCCUCUUCUGUAGGGAAUUUCUAAUUUAUUGCAGUUUGUUCUUCUUUAUCUUAUUUUCCCCAUCCCCUCUUUUUUUCAUUUCAGUCAAUUAUACUUGUUUCCUGAUGGGGAACAUUUUGCUGUUGGGGCGGUCUUACCAGCACUAUUUAUUUCCCCUCCCUUUUAAACCUAAUUUUACUUUUGUUACUAGGCUGGUAUAUAUACAGCUGGCAAGGCCCUCCUAUUCAGAUAUGGCUGCUCUCAUAGAGCUUGGAGAAAAUGUUUUAUUUAAAUGUUUUAAUUUUGAUUUUGGAGUGCCUUUUUUGGAAAGCUGCUUUUUUUGGGGGGGGGGGCUUUCAUCAACAGCUCUGUUUUUGGGAUUUGCUCACGGUGUGGUGGUUAAGUUGUCUGUGCUGUGAUGGAAGGGGCAUCAAGGCUUUCUUUUUUUUUCCACCCUCUUGCUCCAUCACUCAUAGCCAACCAUCCCCAGGUCAAGAGGUUGUUAAAACUAGAUGGGAGAGAAGGAGGUGGGGGCUUUUCCUUACAGUAAAAUACUUGAAACACACUCGACUGAACUCUGUGUUGCUCUCUUUAACGCUGCUCAUUCACUUUAUAGCCUGAACAGGUGUUUGGAAACUGGAUCCUGUCUUUUCUGAAUGUCUACAAAAUGUCAAUACACACGUGCACCCUCUCACCCACCCACCACCUUUUUUCCCUCUCACGCCUGUUGCAGGGUAUUUAACCCUCUUGGCUUAUCUCUUCUUUAUUUUUUUGCCUCCAUCUCACUGCUUUACACUACAUGGCCCCCACCCUUGGCCUCUCUCAGGGUUUGGGGUGUGAAAUGCACAAUCAAUGCAAUAUUCAUGGACUUAAUUUUUUUCUCCCCUGUUUUUGUGGUUUCAAAAGAUGUACAGCGUGUUUUUUUUUCUCUCUCUUUUUGUGUGUAUUUUUUUUUUUCUCUUCCCAUUUGCUUUUAAUUUAUUCGUAAACAUGUAGACAUUCCACAUUCUGUGGUUAUUUAUUUAUUUAUUGUCUAUGCUUAAAAUCUCCCCUAAAAAUUUGCAUAUCCUACAUGGCCUUUGGUUUGCAUUCCUAUAACUUAUUUUUACAUUUCAACUUUUUUUUUUUUUUUGAGAUGUGGAGGAUGCACUGAAGCAGUUGUCAAUGUAAAGCAGAAUAAAACGUUUACUUAAAUUUGAAAAAGAGCAUUUGAAUGUUAUUUAACUACUUUAAAAAAAAGAUCUGUUGGUAAUGUUGAACGACUAGGUAUCAGAGUAAUCCAUCUGUGUACUGUCAAGAUUGAUUUGAGUUCUAUGGGAAGUUAAACAAUAGGUGGAACAGUUUUCAUAGUUGUCACAUAGCCUCAUAUUGGAAACCCUUCAGUUUAGCUGUGUGACUUGUGGCUGUGAAGGAUUGAUAUUGCUAUUUUUUGAUACAAAAGUUUCAAUUAAACACCCAUUUUUAUGUACAUAAAGCAAA
Melanotaenia boesemani (Boeseman's rainbowfish) is the source of this 3028-nucleotide messenger RNA. Its product is annotated as serine/threonine-protein kinase pim-3-like. Gene Ontology annotation, biological process: regulation of mitotic cell cycle; negative regulation of apoptotic process; protein autophosphorylation. The record is from RefSeq and is a predicted model, not a curated record. Gene Ontology annotation, molecular function: ATP binding; protein serine/threonine kinase activity. The transcript is spliced from 6 exons. Lineage: Eukaryota; Metazoa; Chordata; Actinopteri; Atheriniformes; Melanotaeniidae. Gene Ontology annotation, cellular component: cytoplasm. The coding region runs from base 426 to 1418 and encodes 330 amino acids.